GCGACAUGCCGCAGUCCGACGACGCAAAAGCCGGAGGUUGCGCCCCCAUGCACUGCGGCUCCACCGGCGCACCGCCGCCGAUGCCCAAGUGGCAGGGCGCUCCAGCGGUCUGGGACGGCUACGGGCGCCCGCCCCCAGGCGGAUACCAAGCUGCGGCGGCGCCGCCGCGGGGGCCGGGACCGCCCGGGCAGCCCCUCGGCGGUUGUGCCCCCCCGCCGCCGCACCAGCACCAGCCGCAGCCGCCGCCCGCGAAGCCGCCUGGAGCCCACCAGCAGAGCGGGGCCCCCUGUCGCCCCGGAAUGGAGGCCAUGCCGCCCAUGCCCCUGCAGCAGCAGGCCUCCCACCAGGGCCUCAACGCCAUCGACGCGACCCACGUGAUCAACGGGGUACAGAGGAUGGACGGACACCUCGUUAGCCAGGUCGUCAUGAACACCAUCUGCCGCCUGCCAUGGAGCGUGUGCCUGUCGGACCCCAACAUGGAGGAUUGCCCCAUCGUCGGCUGCUCGGAAGGCUUCGAGGCGGCUCAGCAGCUCGUCAGCUGCCGCGUCGGCUCGGCGAGGUCCCGGGGCUCCAUGCAGAACGACACGAGGACCCUCGGGGCCCUGGCCGUCGUGCUGCUGCUGCUGACCGCCCCGCUGGAGCUGUCGCAGCUGGUCUUCGCCUUCGUGGGCGCUGCGGCCUACGCCCUGGUGCAGGCCACGCAGGUGGCCCCACCGCGCACGCCGGCCGCCGGCAAGCUGGGCGCCAAGGCCCCGCCGUCACAGGGCGGCGCGCCCCACCGCCCCGCGAGCUGCCGGGCCGCCCCGCGCUCGGCCCACCGCGGCGGGGUCGAGGCUGGCGCCGCCGGCGCUGGCGCCGAGGAGCGCCCGUGUGCCGGCGCCGCCGGCGCCGCGCCGGCCGCGAGGCCACGCGCCGCGCCAGCCGCGACCCCCGCUGCGCCGGCCAGCGCCUGGGACAAGGAGGUGCAGCAGCUGCUGGACCAGAUCGCGCCCACCAACGAGGCGAGCGUGGUCGUGCAGCGGCUGGCACGCCUGGUGAAGCAGACCUUGCGGAGGAUCUCUCCGGACGUGGAGGUCUUUGGCUUCGCCAGCGCGGACUUGGCACGCGCCGCUGCCUUCGGCGUGGCCGUUCCCGAGGUGGACAUCGUCGUGCACGUCAGCCUGCAGGCGUUGGCGGGCCGCAUGCAAGGACGCGCCGCGUCCGGGAGGCCCGCCGCGUCCGUCGCGGACGUCGACCUGCGCAAGCUGCAGAAGUCCGCCAUCCGCACGUGCACGGACCGCCUGGUCUCCAACGGCACCUUCAAGUUUCGCCGCUCCGCCUUCCGCGGCCAGGAGCCCAAGGUGACGCUGCUGGUGCCCGCCUCCCUCGGCCUCUUCCCAGAGGCCAUCCCGAUCGACUUCUCCGUGAACGCCACCACGCCCCUGUACAACUCGGUGGUCCUCGCGGAGUGCGGGCGGCUGAUGCCGCGCCUGAAGCAGCUGGUCCUGCUGGUGAAGCGGUGGGCGAAGGAUCGCGGGGUGUGCCACGCUGCGAAGGGUCACCUCUCGCCGUACGCCUGGACCCUGCUCGCCGUCUACUUCCUGCAGGUCGGUGCCGACCAGGAGGGCCCCCGGCUGCCGCCCCUCGAGGGCUCCAUGCCGCCCUCGCCCCUAUCCGGGCGGACCGACGUCGCCAUUGGGGAGGGCAGCAUGCAGGUUGGCCUCUCCAUUGAGGACCCGUUCGAGCCGUCCCGCAACCUGGGCGAGUGCACCACCGCCGCGAGCCUUGCGCGCAUGCGCGAGGAGCUGGAGCGCGCGGACCGCCUCUGCCGCGGGCCGAGCGCGUCCACGGCGGUGCUGCUGGAGCCCUGGGUGCCGCCCGAGCGCGCCCCGCUGGAGCGCGCCUGCCAGCGCGAUGGCGAGGACGCCGAGGAGGGGCCGCCGAGCUCGUAG
This is a messenger RNA of Prorocentrum cordatum, 1931 nucleotides long. Lineage: Eukaryota; Dinophyceae; Prorocentrales; Prorocentraceae. The record is from the annotation of a GenBank genome assembly.